CCGGGCUUUGUGCUGCCCGCGGGGCCUGCGCGGAGCGGCGGGGAGAGCGCGGUAGCCGGCGGCGGGGCCCUGCCGGGGCGAGCCAGCAUGUCCUCCAUCCUGCCUUUCACCCCUCCCAUCGUCAAGCGGCUCCUGGGCUGGAAGAAAGGGGAGCAGAACGGGCAGGAGGAGAAAUGGUGCGAGAAGGCGGUGAAGAGCCUGGUGAAGAAGCUGAAGAAGACGGGGCAGCUGGACGAGCUGGAGAAGGCGAUCACCACGCAGAACAUCAACACCAAGUGCAUCACCAUCCCCAGGUCCCUGGAUGGCCGGCUGCAGGUGUCUCACCGGAAGGGGCUUCCCCAUGUGAUCUACUGCCGGCUCUGGCGGUGGCCGGACCUUCAUAGCCACCAUGAGCUGCGGGCCAUGGAGAUGUGCGAGUACGCCUUCAACAUGAAGAAGGAUGAAGUCUGUGUGAAUCCUUACCAUUACCAAAGAGUGGAGACCCCAGUGUUACCUCCAGUGCUGGUGCCUCGGCACACGGAGAUCCCAGCCGAGUUCCCGCCGUUGGACGACUACAGUCACUCUAUCCCAGAGAACACUAACUUCCCAGCAGGCAUCGAGCCGCAGAGCAACUACAUUCCAGAAACACCUCCUCCAGGCUAUUUGAGUGAGGAUGGAGAAACUAGUGACCACCAGAUGAACCCCAGCAUGGAUGCAGGUUCUCCAAACUUAUCACCAAACCCUAUGUCUCCAGCACACAAUAAUCUGGACCUGCAGCCUGUCACCUACUGCGAGCCAGCCUUCUGGUGCUCCAUAUCCUACUACGAGCUCAACCAGCGAGUGGGAGAGACUUUCCACGCCUCCCAGCCCUCCAUGACCGUGGAUGGUUUCACUGACCCCUCUAAUUCAGAACGUUUCUGCCUUGGUUUACUGUCCAACGUCAACAGAAACGCGGCAGUGGAACUCACCAGACGACACAUUGGGAGAGGAGUGAGACUCUACUACAUCGGAGGCGAGGUGUUUGCCGAGUGUCUCAGUGACAGUGCCAUUUUUGUCCAGUCUCCCAACUGCAACCAGCGCUACGGCUGGCACCCAGCAACAGUCUGCAAGAUUCCACCAGGAUGUAACUUGAAGAUCUUUAACAACCAGGAAUUCGCUGCUCUCCUGGCUCAGUCUGUGAACCAGGGCUUUGAAGCUGUCUAUCAGCUGACCAGGAUGUGCACCAUUCGGAUGAGCUUUGUCAAGGGAUGGGGAGCAGAAUACAGGCGUCAGACUGUGACCAGCACUCCCUGCUGGAUCGAACUGCACCUCAACGGCCCCUUGCAGUGGCUGGACAAGGUCCUCACACAGAUGGGCUCCCCCAGUAUUCGUUGCUCCAGUGUCUCCUAAGGAAGCCUCUCCUGAGGGUGAGGGGGAGGGGGAACAAAGACUCUGGAAAAUGGAAUUGGCUUAUCCCUUAGGAAAAAGCAUAGUUCAUAGGAAACUAAUCCCUGGUUACUGAAGCGAUGAGGAAAAAAAAAAAAUCUGCUAAAAAAACCCUCAACGUGGAUUUUCUUUGUUUUGGUUUUUAAACUCAAUACCCAUUUAAGCCACUUCCAGUGAACCUGUUGGCACUUUGGUUACAAUGCGAUGGGCCACUGCAGUUUGAAUUCGAAGCUGAAGUUGAUGAUGAUAAUAAACCCAACCCUGGACUUGGUUUCAGCGGAGAGAAGCCAGAGCUGUGCCUGCUUGGUGCUGCGAGCUGGUGGGAGCACCCAGGAGCUGGGAGGGAACUGGUCCUUGGCCUCACACAGCUCCAGGCUCCUGCCUUGCAGCCCCUCUGGAAAGCCCAACGCUGGGAGACUUCGGGAUGACUCUUGCUCAUGUGUUCCUGGGGCCACCUGCCUGAUCCACAACUGUCCUCCCCGGGAGUGCAGCAGGAAGGGAGAACAUGAAGCAUUUAAAGCACACAUAGGAACUAAUUCUCCCAGGAAUAUUCACAAAAGGAGUGAAUUUCCCAUGCUGGACUACAAACAAGGAGGUAGAGUCCUGCUUUCCAUAUUUGAGGGAUGCAGCUGAUGGUCUCAGACUGGACUGACAUGAAGCGUAAGGUCAAACUUCAGGCUUCUGAUCUUGCUGCAACCACUUCUGGCUUGAGCUGCUCACAGAGAGACACUGGUCACUGGGGGGCUCUGGCUGGGGACUUGAAGCCUUGGUUAUUGUGCAGUCUCUUUGCAUCAACUACAGAAAGUUUGUCUUCUGUUUUCUCAGUAUGUUGGAUGGUGUCUGCCACCUGGGAAGGGGCUCAGUGAAUUCCGUGUCCAGGGCUGCCCUAGGGAUGAACAGGCCUGUGCUGCCAUUUUCAGAAUAUGCAGUUUAACAAAUUCUCAUCCCAUGCUGUCAUGUGUGACUGAACCAAGACAUCUCAGACACAAAACCCCUGUUUAAAGCUUAGCUCAUUAAAAUGCUCUGAGAUGUGGUUUUGCCUGGAGAAAUUGGGAGAGUGUGUAUUUACUUGUAUUAUAAAAUGUUCACUUUAAAUAUACAUGCUCCAGACUGUUUAAUAUUUUUUUCUCCCUGCAGCAACUGUCAUGGCAAACAACUUCCACAACUGGAAAAAACCCUUAGCACUUGUUUUUAUGGUUCAAAUUUGCCAAAUAAGCCUCAUAACUUUGUCAGUGCUAUCCAAUUAUCUGCUUCUUUAUAUCUUGUGCUGUCGUGCAUUUGUGCCAAAAUGUUAGAAGGGGGAGGGGAGAAAAUGAUAAUCAGUUUCCUAUGGAAAUCUUAUUUUUUCAUAUACAAAAGAGACAGAGACACAGACACACACACAAAAGCUCAGGGCAGACCAGACUUAGGAUGGUUUGUGUUCAGGCUUUAGUCCUGCAGACCUUUGUUCUCCCCAGUGCAAAGAGAGCAGCUUCUCUGAGGUCAGUAGAAGUUCUCCUGCCUUCUCCUCUCUCUUCAAACCUUCUGGUUGAGGUUUGCAGAGCCCUGGUCCCAUCAUGGGGCACCAACUGGUAACAGCAUUUCAAACACUCACAGGAACUUCCAGAGAGGCUUUUCCAUUGUGCCUGUUCCUUUGAGAGACCUCUGGUUAUCAACCCCACCAACAAACCAACACUUUGGGACCUGAGGCAUCAGCAAGACAGGGCACAAGGUGCCCCUGGGUUGGUGGACACAGGAACAGAUGAUCCAAGAGGAUCACUGCUGGUUUAUAUCAGGCAAAUUAAGGGAUGCUUUGGAAGUUUUCUUCCAGAAGCAAGAAAUUUUGUAGAUGAAAUUUAAAUUCCAGGGAAGACUUUCAGGGGUGGGUGUGCUCCUGAGGGUACAGGCACUUUGGAAUAUCCUCGUGCAGAAUUUGACUGGAGCUUUCACUGUGCAGAAGCUUGUAUCAUAGCAUUGCAGGUUUUCUAGGAGCUGUUUAGUUUAAUUUUUGCAACAUGUCUGAGUAGUUAAAUCUCUGCACAGACUUGUGCAGUAAGAGCAUUCGUGUAACUCAGAUUUUCUAGCCACUUACAAAGCAGGUCUGUCUGUCCCUGGGGUUGGUUUGGCAUGUAUUUCAGAUACAGGUUUCUAACAUAGUUGCAAACAAAAAGUUAUACUGACUUUUGUGGAAGUAUGAGCUGCUGUUUUAGAGGGAAAAAACAACCCCAGGUUUCCUCCCUUAUUGUCUUUAAGUCAUAUUUGCUUAAUUUAGUGAACAAACUGUUUUCAUUGUCCACAUAAUUGUGGAGGAAGUUGGACUCUGGUGCCUUAAGAAUCAGCAACAGAAAUGGCAUCUUAAACACCAAUGUCAGAGUUCAUUUCAGGUGUUGGUGUGGCAGGAACCUGGCUUGACCCAGAGGCUACAAGCUGGAACAAACCCUGACUUUAAUAGCAACUUGCACACAGAAUGGCCAGACUAAGAACUGGAUCUGGAUUUUUGCUGGGAACCAGAUUUAUAUCUUCUGCUUGCUAAGGGAUAAUGGAUUGUGAGCUGUUGUUAACAGAGGCCUCUGAAACUCGGGCUCCAGGUCAUGCAUGAAAACCUUGGUUCAUCUCACUUCAUCAUCCCUUAAGUAAAAUGACUUCAAAUGGAAAACACAAGCAGCACAGUUAGAUACAGUGGAGAAGAUUAUCUCCACUGAAGUAUUAAUUUCCUCUCCUCCCCUUUCUUUGCCUUCUCACUAAUUCAUAAAACCUUUCUGGUUUCUGUAGCUGCCUUCUCACAUCAAAGUCCCCUGCCCUGUGACACUGGGAAGAUGGAGGUGGGGAAGAGCUGUGACCUCAGGGCUGUUUCCUGGGCUACUGUACAGGUGAGCACUCAUUCCCUGUCAGCUCUGCCACCUGCUCAGCUGCCACUCACCUGGACACUACAGAGAGGGGGCAGGUGGCUGGAGGCAGCUGUGCCCCAGGGGUGCCCCUGCCUGCUUCUGCUCUUCUCUGAAGCUUGAUUGAAGUAGCUUUGAUAUGUAGCACCAAUGUUUGCAAGCACCCGUGCCCAGCUGCCAUGACGUACCUGUGCUGGAAUAUCUUCUCAUGUCCUGGGAGGCUUGGCUGGUUUGACCAGGAUUUCAUACAUUUUUGUUACUAGUAGAGAGUCACUAGCAGGAACUUUGACUCUUUUUAUUUCGUGUAGCCAUACACAAGUGCCUGGCUGCUGGCAGAGGAUACUGAUGGCCUUGUGGUUUAAAAUGACUGUGGUGAUUUUUUUUUUUAAAUUAUUUUAAUGUAUUGAACUGAAUUGCAGUUUGUAUUUUGUGUUGAGCUCGUCUAGAGCUGUGAUCCAGUGCUGCCCAUUUGAUUUAAUCACCAGGAAUCACCACGUGGAUGUACAAAGAUGGAGAAAUCUGAUGGUAACACAUUUCCCCAAAGCUGUGGCUCCCCAUUUGUGCCAUGAAAAGGCUGGGGGUAACAUUUGAGAAAAGAGGUGAACAAAUUCAUAUCCCUCCCCCGUUAAGGACCAGCAGUUGGAACCAUGCAGAGGGCUCCUUUGCAGGGUGAAGAACAUUCAGGACAUCGGUGCCUUGUGCUGUUUCCUAAAUGGAAAAGCACAAGGAGCAAGAAGAAGGCAGCUCAGUGAAGGACUUAAGCCAUUUCACACAACAUCUGUCAGCCUUCCUAGUUCUCUAAGGUACUGGAUAGGUAGGAGGAAUGGAAUUCCACAAAUAAGCUGGUAAGCUAGAGUGAGAAAUAGUCACUAUUUAGUAGCUGAUGGAGCUGGUAUGGUUAAGAAAUUCAGUGUAUGUUUUUUAUUAUGUACAUGCUUUGUAUUUAUGUUGUCUUUCUGGAAUAUUUAGAUGAAUCAAAUAUUUAAUUUUGAACAGAAAGGACAAUUAAGGAUUCAGAGUUAUUAAAUCUUGCGUUUCUUUCUGGGGAUUGCCAGAAGUUAGGCAGUUACUGAUGUGAGGAGAGACUCUUCUCAGAGCUGAGCAGCAAACCCUGGCAAAUCAAACCUGUCACAAGCUUGUGCAGCAGGAGCCUUUCCCUGCGUUGCUGUUUGAUCCUUUAGUAGCACCUCAGGUUCCCAGUUGUUGUGCUCUUCAGGUCUUUUCAGAUUUAUGAGGCUUUAAAAAGACAAUAACCUCUCCUUCCAUAAAAGUUUUGGUUCGUCCUACGUUUCCUCCAGGAUGUGGAUACUGGAGGGGUCUGCACCAGUCUCUGCUGCUGAGAUGCAUCUGGUUCCCUCUCCCAGGGGAGGCAGCUGCUUUCCUCACACUCGACUGAACUGUUCCCCCUUUGAUAGACAAGGCUGAGCAUGUUUGCAUUAGUGUUUAGAUUUUUCUUACCCUGAGAUUGUAUGUUAGAUGUCAGCUCCCUGCUUUAGCUUGUUAAGCAUGAUCCGUUACUUGUUACUAAGGCCUGUGCUGUGUAUGCCUCUUCCAUAUGUGAAACUGUAAGUUCUAUUUUUGACAUUUUAAUAAACUUGGAUUUGAAAACUGA
Molecule: messenger RNA, 5880 nt
Organism: Apus apus (common swift)
Lineage: Eukaryota; Metazoa; Chordata; Aves; Apodiformes; Apodidae
Gene: SMAD3
Product: SMAD family member 3
Exons: 9
Coding region: 88-1368 (426 amino acids)
Biological process (GO): BMP signaling pathway; regulation of transcription by RNA polymerase II; SMAD protein signal transduction
Cellular component (GO): heteromeric SMAD protein complex
Molecular function (GO): DNA-binding transcription factor activity, RNA polymerase II-specific; RNA polymerase II cis-regulatory region sequence-specific DNA binding; I-SMAD binding
Source: RefSeq, a predicted model, not a curated record